Phytomonas sp. Hart1 is the source of this 1380-nucleotide messenger RNA. The record is from the annotation of a GenBank genome assembly. Lineage: Eukaryota; Euglenozoa; Kinetoplastea; Trypanosomatida; Trypanosomatidae.
AUGGAAUCGAUUUUUUUAACCCCUGAGUUUGAUCAGUAUGAAAAUUAUCGACUUCUUAAGGUCGAUGGCUCAUGGCUAAACCACCUCAAAGUUAACCGCCACACCCUUUCCUCCAAGUCUGUGUCGGUUGGAAAGCGGCAUAGGCGUCCUUCCGAGCCCUCAGAGAAGGAAGGGGAGGCGAAGAAGAAGCCUCAGAUGAUUUUGUGGGCUAAAGGGGAUCGUUCUUUGAUAGCCUGCGAUACUGCCCACACACGGAUAGUACGUCGGGUUGAGUACUCGAACUCCAUUUUGGUCGCCCAGCGGCGUGAUGGCCCUGUAAAACCCGCCGUCGUCGCCUCAGCCGACCCAUCCCAGACGAGCCAUGCGAGUGUGGUGGUGGCUUCGCUUUCACAGAUCUUCGAAACGCGCGCGAUACCGCCCCAACAUCGCACUCAUGCCCUCCUAGCAAACUCCUUACUAACCCUAGAAGAAAUAGAGAUGGGGACAGAGGAAUCGAUCGAUCGGGAAGUCCCAACCGCGGGGGAAACUUCUAGUGGGAAGAAUGUUGGUCAGCAUCUUACAUUUGUGGAUCUCGUGCGCGCGAAUGAUUGCAGCCCUAUGGAGCUAGUGACCGCCCUUAGGGCAAUGGGCGCGGUCGUGCACCGCGGCUACGUUCGGUUGCUUGAUCGCAAGAUUCUCUGCGAGGCGCUGGAGGCGGUAUUGACGUACGUGGAUGCGGAGGAUGAGGCGCCGACGUGGGAUCAGUUAGCGGACUACUUUUCUUCGGUAUAUCUCCCUAUUGUACUCCAGGUCGUCCGAACCGUGUAUGGUGCACCCACGGCGACCAUUCCAAGUGAUGCGAUUGAAGAUAUUUUUUCGGAGGGGCCGCUGCUGAACGACAAGUGGUCCUUAUUCAGCAUCCCAAAAGUUCUUUUGGGUUUAGCAGGCCACGUCUUUGAAGUUGACCCGUCUGCCUCGUUGGAAGAGGUGCAGCCGGGCGUGUUGGCGAUUAGGAUGACUUUUGAGUCCUUCUGGGACGCCUGGAGGCGCCGCAUCCCUGCCGAGUGGUUGAAAUGCGAUGGGUUUCUUUCAUGGGGAGACGAUCCCACAGAAGCUCUCACGUUCCUUCGGGCUCAUAUUGUGUGUUACCAAAGUUCUUUGUCAACCUACCGAGACGCUAAGAUUUGGUGGCUUCCGGAGUAUCUUCUUCCUCAGCGCAUCAAGGCGCGUGUUGAUAUACUCUUUAAAUUGUCCCCUCAGAAGUGGGACGCGGAGUGUAUCCGAGCCUUUAUUGAGCCCUUACUCAGUACUGAUGAGUCUUUUUCAAAUAUAAUAGUUCGUUAUGCAAGAGAGUAUCGAAUACCAGGUGAGCCUCUUAGGUACUCACAUCUUGCAACGUGA